Molecule: messenger RNA, 2527 nt
Organism: Malaclemys terrapin pileata
Lineage: Eukaryota; Metazoa; Chordata; Testudines; Emydidae
Gene: MLH1
Product: mutL homolog 1
Exons: 18
Coding region: 384-2381 (665 amino acids)
Biological process (GO): mismatch repair
Cellular component (GO): MutLalpha complex
Molecular function (GO): ATP-dependent DNA damage sensor activity; ATP hydrolysis activity; ATP binding
Source: RefSeq, a predicted model, not a curated record
UCAGGGUUGGGGCAUGGGAUGAGGUCAGGUGCAGGCUCUGGGCAGUGCUUACCUCAAGCAGCUUCCAGAAGCAGUGGCAUGUCUCCCCUCCAGUUCCUACGCAGAGGCACAGCCAGGCAACUUUGUAAAAAUACACCACCAUCCCUUGGGCAGCUUUGGGCUGCAAGAGUAUUAUCAGUCAGAAAAGAAGGAACCGGCUCCCGGUGUCUUUGCCUUUCGGUGACCUGGCUCCAGAAUGGAGGGAAAGAGAAAAAUAAGGGAGACUUGAUGCCAUGACCUCAAAAACCCUCAUAACAGCCAUGCUGAAAGUUUGGAUGCCAAAUCUACCAGCAUCCAGGUGAUUGUUAAGGAGGGAGGUCUGAAACUCAUUCAGAUCCAAGAUAAUGGGUGUGGAAUCAGGAAAGAAGAUUUGGAUAUUGUGUGUGAGAGAUUCACUACAAGCAAAUUGCAAAAAUUUGAAGAUCUGGCUAGUAUUUCUACAUAUGGGUUUAGGGGAGAGAGCAAGCUAUUGUGAUGGAAAACUGAAAGCGCCUCCCAAACCUUGUGCUGGAAACCAGGGGACUCAGAUCACGGUUGAGGAUCUUUUCUACAAUGUAACUACAAGGAGGAAAGCCUUAAAAAAUCCAAGUGAAGAGUAUGCAAAAAUAUUAGAAGUCGUUGGCAGGUAUGCCAUCCACAACUCAGGCAUCAGUUUUUCAGUUAAAAAGCAAGGUGAUACGGUGGCAGAUGUUAGAACCCUAUCAAAUGCCACAACAGUGGACAAUAUCAGGUCCAUUUUUGGAAAUGCUGUUAGCAGAGAACUGAUAGAAGUGGGCUGUGAAGAUGGAAAGCUGGCCUUUAAAAUGAAAGGCUACAUAACAAAUGCAAACUACUCAGUGAAGAAAUGCAUGUUUUUACUCUUCAUAAAUCAUCGACUGGUGGAGUCAACUGCUUUGCGGAAAGCUAUAGAAACUGUAUAUGCUGCUUAUUUGCCGAAAAGUACACAUCCAUUCCUGUAUUUAAGCCUGGAAAUAGCCCCUCAGAACGUAGAUGUGAAUGUGCAUCCUACAAAGCAUGAAGUCCAUUUUCUUCAUGAAGACAGUAUCUUAGAGAGUGUGCAGCAACAUAUAGAGAGCAAAUUACUGGGCUCUAACUCUUCAAGGAUGUACUUCACCCAGACUUUGAUCCCAGGAGUUGAAUGCUCUUCCACUGAGGUUGUUAAAUCAGCAGCAAGCUCCUCUUUCACAGCUAAAGGAACAGGUGAUAAAGUCUAUGCCCACCAGAUGGUCCGCACCGAUUCCCGAGACCAGAAGCUGGAUGCUUUCCUUCAGCCUGUAAACAAACCCUUGAGUACAGUGCAUACAGCGCUGACCCUAGACGGUGGUACAGGACUUUCUGAUGGCAGAUCCAGACAGCAGGAUACUGAAAUGGAAGAUCUCAAUGACUUUGAUACAAUGGUUGCUGCACAGAGGGAUUCAGUGAUGACACCAGAGGGGCAGAAGGAAAGUGGAAGGCAGACUCCUGAAACAGUCCCUACUAGAAAGAGACAGUGGACAGGCUCUGAUGUGGAAAUGGAGGAAGAUGAUACUAGAAAGGGAAUGACCGCUGCCUGUACCCCUAAGAGAAGGAUUAUUAACCUAACCAGUGUGUUGACUCUGCAAGAGGAAAUUAGUAGCCAAGCACAUGCAAGUCUUCAGGAGAUGCUACGUGAUCACUCGUUUGUUGGUUGUGUUAGUCCACAGUGGGCCCUGGCACAAUACCAGACAAAGCUGUAUCUUCUCAAUACCACACAACUCAGCCAAGAACUCUUCUACCAGAUUCUUCUUUAUGACUUCGCAAACUUUGGAGUUCUGAGGUUGUCAGAGCCAGCUCCACUGUAUGAUCUAGCUAUGCUAGCCUUGGAGAACACUGAAAGUGGUUGGACAGAAGAAGAUGGCCCAAAGGAAGGACUUGCUGAAUACAUUGUUGAGUUUCUAAAAAAGAAGACUGAAAUGCUGAAAGACUAUUUCUCUCUUGAAAUUGAUGAGGAUGGAAACCUUACUGGAUUACCACUCCUGAUAGACAACUAUGUUCCACCAUUGGAGGGACUACCUAUGUUUAUCCUUCGCUUAGCCACAGAGGUAAACUGGGAUGAAGAAAAAGAAUGUUUUGAAAGCCUCAGUAAAGAAUGUGCCCUGUUUUACUCCAUUAGAAAGCAGUAUAUCGUGGAGGAAUCUGACUUGACUAGCCAGCAGACUGAAGAGCUUGGAUCUGGUUCAUCAUCAUGGAAAUGGACUGUGGAACAUGUUAUUUACAAAGCUUUUAGGACCCACCUUUUGCCUCCUAAACACUUCACAGAAGAUGGCAACAUUUUGCAGCUUGCUAAUCUGCCAGACCUGUAUAAAGUUUUUGAGAGGUGUUGAAUAUUUCAGUUGGAUGGACUCACUGGUAUAUCCCAUUGUUACAUACCAGGGGGAUAAAGCUGGAUGACUGUAAUGGAAGAAAGGAGUUUGUCAGACUGCCUUUCAGCAAAGAGUAUUUCAGAAAUAAAACUGUCUAUAUUCAACUA